GCCCAAUUGGUUCAGCAACAACUGUAGUAGAAAGUUAGAAAGUAAACCCAGAUACAAGAGAAAGGAAAUAACAAGUAAAUAAUGUGGAAAUCCAUUUUAGGAGGAGACGAUGAUGAAGAAAGAAAUGAACGCUUCUUCGACGAUCAAACAACCGAUGAUGAUGAUCUUUGUGCUCUCUCUUACACCCAGAGAAUGUACGGGUUUGCUGCUUGUCUACUUGGCGGAUUUCUCUUCAUAUUCUUGUCAAUGAUCGUGUUCGUAAAGGCCAUCAAGUUUGCCCUACUGUUUACUUUUGGGAAUGUGAUGGCUGUUGGAAGUACAGCCUUCCUCAUUGGACCAGCUGAGCAAUUAAGAAAGAUGUUUGAUCCUGUUCGUCUUUAUGCAACUGCAGUCUACCUGGGAUGUGUAGUUUUGGCACUAAUUUGUGCUAUUUUGAUCCACAGCAAGAUUUUAACUAUGUUUGCUAUGAUAUGCGAGAUAUGUGCUCUCAUUUGGUACAGUCUAAGCUACAUUCCUUUCGCCAGAAGAGUAGUUUCUGAUGUGAUGAUCCGCCUCUUCGACACUGAAAUUGAAUUUUAGAAGUGUCAUGGUUUUAUCACCUUUCUCCACUCAAUUCACGAUUAUUCUUGGCUCUUUCAGUUAUUCUGUUGUGAUAACUGUUUCAAGCAGGUUCAUACAGUUCCUCUUAUAGCCAAUUUGCACUUUGCACUUUACUUUAAUUCCUCGUGUGCAGUUUCCCAAUUUUCCUGUAAAUUACCCUCGAACCUUUUUUCUUGCUGGACUCGGAAGGAAAAGUUCCGACUAAUCAAUCAAGCUAACAAAUGUCCUUGUUUGCUGUAUUGAAAUUGACCACUUACCCCUACACCUAGAUUCUUAUGAUGUUGAUUCUCAACAACCUUAAUUCAGCCUUCACCACCUACCCCAAAAUGUAUACCUGUGCUACCAAAAAGUUUUACUUGUAUUAUUUUUGUACAAAUGCUGUUUUUUAUGGGCAUUACUCUGAUUGGCUGUGCUCGUUCCGAAUUCUUUGGAAUAAUAAUGUAUGCGUGCGGUAAUUGCUUGUGUAUUAAACAAAAGCUUUCCAGCUUUGAAUUCUAGUGUGGUUGAUGUUGAUUUCUCUA
Chenopodium quinoa (quinoa) is the source of this 1121-nucleotide messenger RNA. RefSeq names its product vesicle transport protein SFT2B. Gene Ontology annotation, cellular component: membrane. Gene Ontology annotation, biological process: vesicle-mediated transport. The coding region runs from base 82 to 579 and encodes 165 amino acids. The transcript has 6 exons. The record is from RefSeq and is a predicted model, not a curated record. Lineage: Eukaryota; Viridiplantae; Streptophyta; Magnoliopsida; Caryophyllales; Amaranthaceae.